Molecule: messenger RNA, 951 nt
Organism: Spinacia oleracea (spinach)
Lineage: Eukaryota; Viridiplantae; Streptophyta; Magnoliopsida; Caryophyllales; Amaranthaceae
Product: 50S ribosomal protein L27, chloroplastic-like
Exons: 4
Coding region: 166-750 (194 amino acids)
Biological process (GO): translation
Cellular component (GO): ribosome
Molecular function (GO): structural constituent of ribosome
Source: RefSeq, a predicted model, not a curated record
GCAAAUAAACUCUAUAAUUUGGCCAAUAUGCACAUGAAUGACAUUUGACUUGUAAAUUGUAAUUGCCAUAGUAGCCCAUACAUAAACGGGCCUCCCGCAAAACUGCUUGAGCCUUAGGAGUUAGGGCCACAAAUAAUCAAAGAUAAGCUUCAAACACCCCCAACAAUGGCGGUCACUACUUCUAUGAGCUUCAACUUGAUGGCUUCUUUCAGAGGGAUGUCGUUGAGCUCGAGUUCUUCAUCAUCCUUCUUCAAAGGCGAAUUCGGACCUUCUUCUCUACGUCUUCCUAACAAAUCUCCUCUCUCAGUUUCGCCAUUUCCAUUAACGAUUGAAUCUGCUCACAAGAAAGGAGCUGGUAGUACUAAGAAUGGUCGAGAUUCUAAAGGUCAGAGGCUCGGUGUCAAGAUUUAUGGCGACCAAGUCGCUAAACCUGGCGCCAUUAUCAUUCGCCAGCGAGGAACUAAGUUUCACCCGGGGAAGAAUGUUGGAAUUGGCAAGGACCAUACAAUCUUUGCUCUAAUUGAUGGAUUAGUGAAAUUUGAGAAGUAUGGUCCUGAUAAGAAAAAGGUGAGUGUUUAUCCACGAGAAAUACAGCCUGAAAACCCCAACAGUUACAGAGCAAGGAAAAGAGAGAACUUCAGGCUACAACGUGAGAAAAAGAAGGCAAGAAGAGAAGGAUAUUCUUUUCAACCACAGCUAAUCCUGGCAUCUGCUGCCACUGAUAAUGCUGAUGAAAGUGCAGUCUGCUGAUUUGCAUCCUACUUCCCUCUUCUUUGGCUUGGUUUUCCGUCUAGUUUUUGUAACUAAGUUUUUCACCCCCUCUAAAGUUUACUACCAAAGUCUAUGUAGAUCAUUUGCACCAAAAGCAAAUCUGUACUGUUUGUGAUAUAUAGAUGUUAUAACUUGCCAAUUCUGAAACGAGUUAGAAGUUUUCAGAGCGUUGAUUCUAAA